AUGGCGGACGUGACUAGGGCUCCACGCACGAAGGACUUUGGAUCUACAUCCAUCCAAUGUCCGAUGUUGUCACCGACAAACUACACAGUUUGGUCGAUGAGGAUGAAGGUUCUAUUACGUGUUCAUGAAGUGUGGGACACAAUCGAACCCGGUUCAGAUGAUCAAAAGAAGAACGAUGUUGCGAUAGCUCUUUUGUUUCAAUCUGUUCCAGAGACUUUGAUUCUCCAGGUGGGAGAACAAACCGCAUCAAAAGAGAUCUGGAAUGCCAUCAAGUCGCGACACCUAGGAGCUGAUCGUGUAAGGGAGGCGAGACUUCAGACGUUGAUGACGGAGUUUGAUAGGUUGAAGAUGGAUGAUGGAGAUACGGUCUAUGACUUCGCGAAAUGCCAUCAAGUCGCGACACCUAGGAGCUGA
This is a messenger RNA of Brassica oleracea var. oleracea, 414 nucleotides long. RefSeq lists its product as uncharacterized. The record is from RefSeq and is a predicted model, not a curated record. NCBI's taxonomy places the organism in Eukaryota, Viridiplantae, Streptophyta, Magnoliopsida, Brassicales, Brassicaceae. The coding region runs from base 1 to 414 and encodes 137 amino acids. The transcript has a single exon.